Molecule: messenger RNA, 375 nt
Organism: Hansenula ciferrii
Lineage: Eukaryota; Fungi; Ascomycota; Saccharomycetes; Phaffomycetales; Wickerhamomycetaceae
Exons: 1
Coding region: 1-375 (124 amino acids)
Source: RefSeq, a predicted model, not a curated record
AUGAAGUUCUCGGUGGUUUUAGCUCAAGAUUUAUUAUUAUCUGGUAUUAUUGCCUCACCAACUGUUUUUACUUCAGAUGUUGCUCCAGAUGUUGUUGAAGGUUCAAAUUCUGAUAAUGCUACUGAUGUAUUAACUGGUAGAUUGAAGUCUAAACUUUGCUUUGAAAGUAAUCAAAGCAGAUUUUGUUUUGGUAAAAAUCAUAAAAGUUGCGUUGAUUAUAUGAAUAAAAAUGCAGUUUCACAUAAUAAAGAAGAGAAUAUUGCUUAUUGUUCUUUCUGGUGCAGCAAAAUCAAAUCUAUUGAUGAUUGUAGAACUAACAAGAAAAAGUUCAAUUUUCAUCCAAGAUGGGCUUGUAAUGGUCAUAAAUAUUGUUAA